Messenger RNA from Varroa destructor (honeybee mite), 1153 nucleotides. RefSeq lists its product as uncharacterized. The record is from RefSeq and is a predicted model, not a curated record. The coding region runs from base 8 to 1153 and encodes 381 amino acids. NCBI's taxonomy places the organism in Eukaryota, Metazoa, Arthropoda, Arachnida, Mesostigmata, Varroidae. The transcript is spliced from 5 exons.
UCUCACAAUGUUUUUGACAGCCAUUAGCGCGUUAAAUGUCAUCUUCGCUGCUAUAGCACAGGGAUUGACCGAUGGAGUAAUCCACUUGAGUGGCUCUGAUCUAUCAGGUCUGAAGGAUGAUUUUGACUUUCUCAGUGUGGGCUGUAUUCACGUUGGUGUACGUGCUGGCAGUAUUUUGUCAUGUUUUGUAGUGGCGACCAUUCAUUCUCGGGUUAGAAUACUACAGGCGACAAGCCUGAUUGGACUUCUUGGGCGAGGUGCGAUCCUUUUGACGCUUCCGAUUACUGGCUUCACUAAAGCGUCAGCUCACGUUCUGGCCUGUAUUAUCGGUGCGUGCCAGUCAGUCGUCGAAAUCGCCAUUUAUUCAAGAACAAAUGAGGCGGUUUUCUAUUCAGUUUCACGUAUUGUCAUCUAUUUGUUCAACGCAUUCAGCUCACUAGGACAGCUCCUCGCUGCUACUAUUGUCCACGUACAACAGCCAGAUGAAAGGUCAUUGUUAUACGUUGCAGGAGGAACGACUAUCGUUGUCGCCGUUGUGUUCUGUGUCGUGUUGAUCCUUUCCCCUGCGAGUACGCCGGCACCGCUAACAGCAUCGAAGUGCCGCGUCAUCCUCACUGGCAUCGGAGUGUUCUCCAGUACAGCGCUCACAUCAUUUGCUUUGAGAAAUAUUCCUUACCUUCUCGAAGCUACAGGCAAGCCUGUCGAUGAAGCCACAGGACAGCAUCUCGUCGGCCUAUUCUACAUCGCCUUCACUAUAUCACGUUUUGUAACGAUAUUACUUUCUUUUCGGGUUUCAUCCUCUUCGUUAUGGUUCUAUUCUUCCCUUCUUAUCAUACCUUCAAUAUUACUACUAAACUCUGAUACGCACUGUGGCGCCACGAAAAUAGCGGUGGUAAUUUUUGGCUGUUUUGUGGGCCCUCUCUAUCCCUCAUCGAUCAGCAGUCUUACGACUUCCGGCCCGCUAUCUUUUUUGAUUCUGGCACUUCUCGUUCUGAUUACUCAGAUAGCAGAGUCUGUAAACUUGUUCAAGACUAACUCGGUACAGGCAGUAUUGAUGGGCCUGAAUUUGUUAUGCCUCGGGUCUGCCGCUUUGAAUCGAUUGGGCACUUCGUGCACGUGGAAACCUGAUAUGGGCAUAAAAACCGUCCCAUAA